ACACGGUCCGGUCCAGGGAGUUGGUGGCUGGAAGCUGCGGACAGCGGCGGAGAGCAGUGUUGGCUGAGCCGAGGCGUAGACCGGGCAACACGCUCCUCGGGGGCCGACAAAGAGAGAGAGAGAGGGAGGAAGGGUAGAUCCAGUCUGACCCCGACCCCCAAGGGGUGGAGAGCCAGUGUCCGGAGCGGCCCCAGAGGGCGGAGGGCUAGUGUCCAGUCUGACCUCCAGGAGGGGAGGCAAGGAGCCAGUGUCUGGAGUGAGUGAUCCCCCAGAGGAGGAGAGAUACAGUGACCCCCAGAGGGUGGAGAUCCAGUGUCCAGUCUGACCCCCAGAGGGCGGAGAGCCAGUGUCCAGUCUGACCCCCAGAGGGUGGAGAUCCAGUGUCCAGUCUGACCCCCAGAGGGCGGAGAGCCAGUGUCCAAUCUGACCCCCAGAGGGUGGAGAUCCAGUGUCCAGUCUGACCCCCAGAGGGCGGAGAGCCAGCGCGGAGUGGCUCCAGGGGGUGGAGUGUUAUUGUCCAGUCUGACCCCCCCCUCCCUGUUCCAGGGGCUGGAGGGCUAGUGUCCGGAGUGACCCCCCCCCCCCCCAGGGGCCGGAGAACGAGUGUCCAGUCUGACUCCAUCAGCCCAGGACACAGAGAGGAACCAACCCUAUCGCAGUCCAGGUCUGACCCGAGAGAGAACGAGAGUGGGAGCUGAUUCCCCUCGGGGGUGAGAGGAGAGACAGAGACAGGGAGAGAGGAGCCGGGGGUGGUUUGAGGAGAGGCGGUCAGUGUGAGCCGGGAGCUACAGCGUGGUGUGGUGGAGCGGGCAGCCCGGGUCUGACCCAGUCCGGAGAGGGUAGGGGAGGCGAGGGGUUGGCUGCAAGGAAGGGGGGGCUUGUGCACACAUCUUUGUUUUCGUUUGGACAACCGUCCCGUUAAACUCGAGAGAUGGGAGCCGGCACUUCGGUGCAGGAGAGCGCCGGCCCCAGCCCGCCCGACAGCCCGGGGCAGGAGGAGGAGGAGAUGGUGAAGAGCCAGCGGGAGGCGAGCGAGCAGCGGCCGGCGGAGGGGGUGGACGGCGGCAAGUCCGUUCAGAACAAUGGCCAGAUUUCCGGAAUGCAGGGGGAAUCGGAGGUUCAAGAGGCUCCUGAUAAAAAAUCCGAGCAGCUCAAUGGGAUCCAGGAGGAGGUGCCUUCCAGAGAGGUUGGACAAGGAGACCCUGCAGUUGUAUCUGAAGGGGAAGAGAUGGAGGAAAUGGAGCUAAACCAGGAGGAGGUCCCAAUCAAGAGUGAAAGUGGAGAGCCGAUAAACGCCCAGGAGGGAGGGGACUUGCAGGAGGACACGGGAGAGCAGGCCGAGGAUGUGCAGGCAGCUGAGAUUGGCUUCAAGAAGGUCUUCAAGUUUGUCGGCUUGAAGUUCACCAUGAAGAAGGAGAAGCCGGUGAAGUCUGAGCCGGUCCAGCUGCUAACCGUGACCAGGGAAGAAAACGGCAGGGCAGGGGAAACGGGCGGUGAAUCCCAGCAAGCAGUGGAUGGAGGCACAGAAGCCAAUGGAAGUCCCAUCGAUGAGGCCGAGGGAAGUCCACCUGAGAUACUCUCACCGGAAAUAGUGGAAGAGAAGGUUGUGCAAGAAGAAACCAAACCACCAGAUGCCGAGGAACCGCCGGCAGCCGUGGAGACAAGUGGCAACGCAGCAGAGACCCCUGCCGUCGACUCGCCGCUGAAGAGGUUUUUCAAGCAAGGCUUUUUCUCGGGGUUGCGAAGGAAGCAGAGUUUCAAGAAGGCCAAGGACGAGCCGCUCAUCAUCGGGGAGAAGACGGAAGCAAACGGGGAGCAAGCCGUUGCCGCUGAAGCUGGGGGGAGCGGGGAGACGGAGCGCGGACCUGAGGCACAGCCUUCCACUUCCCAGGAAGCGGCUGAAGUCCUGGCUGUUCCAGCACCGGAAGAAAAUCGAGGGGGAGAGGAGGAGUUUGAAGACCUCACCUCGGAGUUAGCAUGCGUUAGGGUGGCAAGCGAGCCACCGACCAUGGCAGAAAGCAAGACCUCGGAAACAAACGAGGUUGGUGUCCCCACAGAGAACUUGGUUGCCACGGAUACAGGGACGGGCCAGGUCAUCUCCAGCAUUGGAAAAUCAACAGAGGGAGCAGUGAUUGCAGAGUCUGCUGCCCCCAAAGCUGCAACGGAGCUUCAAGCCCAACAUGAGGAGAUGGCCCAAGAGAAACCUUCAGAACCCAUUGCCGCUGAGAGUGAGCUCCUGUCUUCACAAAGCUCCAAGCAGCAAGACAGCCCACUAAGGAAGCUUUUCACGAGCAGCAGCAUCAAGAAACUGUCCGGUAAGAAGGCAAAAGGCAAGAAAGGGGAGGCCAGAGCUAGGGACACGGACGACGAGACAAAAUUGCAGUCUUCCACCGAAUCCGAAGGCAGCCCCGAUGGCCAAAAGCCAGACAGCCCGCCAACAUUCCUGGAGGAAACGGGCGAGGGAAUUGCAGCAGAAACGACGGAAUCGGGUUUGUUGCACGCAGAGCAGGAGGACGCAAACGGCGGUGCUGAUGGGGAGAGGAGGAAGGAACCCAUCACUGCCUGGGCCUCCUUCAAGAAGCUGGUGACCCCCAGGAAACGACCCAAAGGGCCGUCGGAGAGCGACCGAGACGACGAGCAGAACGACAAGGUGAAGAGCGCCACCAUCUCCUCUGCGGAGAGCACUGGCUCGGAGAAGCAAGAAGAACCCAAGUCCAAUGGCGAGGAGCAGAAGUUGGAACGGAGCGUCGAGGACCCAAAAAAGAAAGCGGAUGCCCCCGUGACUUGGGAAGCGCUGAUCUGUGUCGGGUCUUCAAAGAAGAGGACGAGGAAACUGUCCGAGUCGGAGCUUCAGAAGUCAAACGAGGAGGCCCAAAGUCCAGAGGGAAAUGGCCAAGCACAAGACAGUACUGAGGAGGCGAAAGUCAGCAGCCCACAAGCAACUGAUCAGGAGCAAGGAGAAGCAUCUCCGGAAUGUGUUGAGAGUCCUGUGGAAGGUGAGGCUCCGGAAGGGGCCAUCUCCACUUGGGAAUCCUUCAAGAGACUGGUGACCUCCAGACGCAAGUCCAAGUCCAAGCUGGAAGAGCGCGUGGAGGAAUCCGUGCCUUGCCCGGAAGCCGCUCUUCCGGAAGCCGAGGCUGCCAAGGACGAAUCCUGGGUGUCUCUGAAGAAAUUGAUCCCGGGCAGAAAAAAGAAGAGGUCGGAUGCUAAGCCCGAGCAACUUCAGGGCGAGUCCGUGGGUAAAGAGGCGGCAUGGGCAGAGUUUGGAGGAAGCAAGAGCGAAGAUGAAUCGGAGACACCGGCAGUGGUGCCACUCACCGAGUACGCUGCGGUGGACGAUGAGAGGGAGCACGAGGAGAGGCUGAGAGCAGGGCUCGAGGCGGUUCAGAAGGUGGAUGGAGUUAUCACCACUUCUGAUGCCGCUCAAACAGGGGAACUGGGCGGUGAGCCGACCGUCGCAGGGGAACAUGGAUCUCUGGAAGGCAUCAAGAGCAGUGUGGACGAGAGGUCUCCGUCGUGGAUUUCGGUGGUUUCGGAUGUAAUCAAGGAGGUGGUUGAAGAUCAGGUAGCUGAGGAGGCCCCGGAGGCAAAGAAACAAACAGAAGAUGGUCACAAGCCCAUGUCGGUGGAAGAGGCAGGCGACAUCGCACCAGAUGAGGUGGCUGAGGAAGCUCAGGUGGUUCUCGCCAAGGGAGCAGCGGCAGUUGACCACCCGGCAGACGAGUCGUUCACUGAGGAGAUGGUCUCGGCAGUCUCGCAGCUGACCGAGACGCCGGUGACGACUGCAGAGGGCACGCCCGUCCAAGAGGACGAGGCUGUGGUGAGCAGGCAAACCCAGGAGGUGCUGGAAGAGGCUGCGGAGAAGGUGAAGCUGGUCGGGUCCUGCUACCAGACGGCAUGCAAGGCCAGCACGCAAGGUGCCGAAUCGGAGCCGGAGAUUCCCACCGGGAAAAUCCCGUGCGAACAGGAGCCACUCGCUGCUCAGACACUGGCGGCAGAAUGUGCACAGAAAGCAGCCGAACAGAUCUCCGGACCAGCGAUGACUGGGGCUCCCGCACCCGGCGAUGUCCGGGAUGGACCUGGUGAAGUGAUCGUGCCAGUAGUGCAGCAGGGGACCGAGGCGGAGAGCAGCGCCCCAGCUGCAGUUGUGCAGGAGGUGGAAACACUUGCAGCACAGGCCGCCGCUCGGCCAGUGGCUGAGGUCGAGGAAAUGUUGUCCGUGAUCCACACGAACGCCGUGACCCACGAGAGCACGACAACCACAACUAUGAGCAAGGGCGUGGCCGUGAGAACCGAAAUAGUGGAAAUUGUACUAGUGCAGACCUCAGGGACUGGUCACGGAGUGGACGUUGAGGAACCAGAGGUUGCUGGGGUGCAGUCUGUCAAAGCCACUGAGGAGGGAGAUCAGACAGAACACCAGACAACUGAUGUUUCACCUCCACAGGUGGAGAAGACCGGAGCAGAGCAAGUCGUGGAAAGCGGAGAGACUGAGGUAAUCCCAGACCCAGUCACCAGGGAUGAAGAGGCAGCAACGGAGCAAGUGGGUGACGUGACUCCAGGUGAUGCUGAACAGGAAGGAAUAGGAAAGGUUGAAGUCGUUGAAAAUGCUCCAGAGAUGGGAGCGGAGAAGAUCUUGGGCGAAGGCUCGGAGGAUGCAGGUGUCCAGGAGGUUCAGCAGGUACAGGAACAGAGUGCAGAAGCCCCAGCAAAGGUUGAAGAGGGUGUGAUUGAGACGGUAUUUGUUGAAGAGACUAGGCAAAUCGUGGAGCCAGUGGACAUGAGAGCAGUCGAGAUAAGUGAAGAACACAUUGAGGUUACUCCAUCAAGUGUGACUGGGGUUCUACAUGGUGAAGAAACCAACCAAAUCACUGCAGUGGAAGGGAGCGAGACCAAGAGUUGUGCAGAGCCUCUUGAAACCAUUUCAGCAGUGGGAGUGACCGAGAGGGUGUGUGGUGAAGAGACCACUGAACUCGCUCCAGUGGGAGUAACAGAAGCUCUAUUGGGUGAAGAACCCAUUGUAAACGCUCCGGCUGUGGGAGUAACUGAAGUGCGGAGUAAUGAAGAAACAACUGAACUCACUCCGGUGGGAGUAGCUGAGGCUCAAUUAGGUGAAGAACCCAUUGAGAUCACUCCAGCAAUCGGAGUGACAGAUGUGAUGUUCACAGAAGUCAAUAAAACCAGUCCGGAUGAAGCAGCAGAGGGGGUGUGCAGUGAAGAGACGACUGAGAUCACUCUGGUGGGAGUAACUGAGAUGAUAGUUGGUGACGAACUUGCUGAUAUCAGCCAGAGAGUGACGCAGGUGGGAUACAGCGAGGAGACCUCUGAAAUCACCACAGCCGUUGUCUCGGAGGCACUACCUUGUGAAGAGCCCGUCAAAAUCUUUCCAGCAGUCAGAAUGAUGGAGGCCGUGUGCAGUGAAAAGCCAAUAGAACUCCCUCCAGUUGGAGCUACUAAGAUUGUAUCCGGUGAGGAGCCUGCUGAAAUCACUCAAGUGAGCGCGGCUGAGGUUCUAUCUGAAAAGACGAUCAAAGUCACUUCUGCCGAUCCAUCUGAAGUUUUAGAUGGUGAGGAGAAGAUGGACAUUGCCCCAGUGGGAGUAACCAAGGUGUGUGCUGAAGAGACCACUGAAGUUACACCAGUGGUGGGAGUGGAUGUGGCGUGUAGUGAAAUGGCCCAAUCUGCUCCAGUGGAGGUGAGCGUAGAACAGAGGAAGAGUGACCUUGAGGAAGGAGGAGAAGAUAAAGCUUCGCAGGAGGGGGCUAGUGAGAGAAACGAAGAGGAAGUACAACAGGUAAUCAUCUCUGAAGUAGUUCAGGAGCAGUUUGUGGCCGUUGAGAUCCUACAACAGACUGUGGAAGUCCAGCAGGAUCAGCGAGUUGUCGCAGAGAAGCUGGAAACGAGAAUGGAAGAGGCCGUCUGUGAAGGGCUUGCUGAGGAGCAGAGAGCUCAGGAACCUCCUGCUGAUGUAAUGGGUUCAGCCCCACAAAUCCUAUUGCCCACUAGCAUUGAAGGACCAUGCAAAGAAACAAACAAAAGCGCCAUAAUUAAAGUUGCAAGCGUUGAUGUGACCAGUGAAACUGUCUGUGAUGUGCUGGAAGGUGUGAAGUCCGUGCAGCCCAAAGUUGAAGAGACUCUCCUUCCCUCUGAAGAAAUGGACACUGGGUUGGUUGAGGUGUCCCGAGUUUGCUGUGAAACCCCUCCAAGGGAGAAGCCUGAAGAACUACUCGUGGAAAUGGCCACAACAGAGACGGCAACCAAACAAGUUGAAACGGAAGUAACUAGCGAGCCACUGAACAUGAUCAACGGAGGUGAAAGUAGGAGCCCGGAGCAGGCUACAGGUGGAGUGGAGAGUAAGCUGCCCUCCCAGGGCAAGGACAAACCAGCACAGGGCGAACUCCAGUCCCCUGAAAAGAUGCAAUUUACAGCUGAUGACCUUAUCCAAAGUGACAUGCUAUCCGUGAUAGUCCCCAAUGUUCAAAAUAUGGCUGCUUCUAUACUACUUAAAAACACUGAGUCGUCGGUCAAACCACAGACUAAGGUGGAGUACAGUCACGCAACUGUCAAAUUAAUUACUGAAACAAUCUGUCCAACUGUUGAGAGUGCCCCCAAAGUCACAUUACACGCUGCUAUUACUGAUGAAUGCCGACUUAUACAGAACGAGACGGUGACUGCAAUGGAGGACCUACCUAUAGAUAAUAGUUCGGAGUCUUGUGAGGAGACUUUCAUGGUGACUGCACUUUCUGUGAAGGAGGGGGUCAUCACGGAGACGCUAACAACUACAGCGGCAGAGAUUCCCGAGCAGUGUGUUGUGGAUCGGGGCGUGCUUCUAUCUGAGGACGUUAAUCAAACUUCAAUAGCAGUGACUGCGGCUGUCUUAGUGGAGUCUGCAAUAGAAAUGGCCUCGGGCUACGUGUCGGGCAGUGCCGAUGGCUCUGAGAUGGGCUCAACACUCGACGGACAAAUGGUCAAGAGCUUUGUGAAAGAACAACUUGAACAUCAGCCGGCUGACUGCAAAAUCAAAGAAAAUGUUGCACAGAUAUCGGAGUGUUUGGAAGCGCAGAACGAGGGAGAAGCAAGUCAGGCUCUGGCAACUGAGCAGCUGAACAUGCAAACUGCUCAGGCUUUCAGUCAAGAUGCUCUGGUAGUUCAGAUGCAAGGACAAGAGAGUACAAAGAAGAAGGAAGAUUUACCAGGGCCACAAAAGGAUCUGGCGAUUGAAGGAACAUGUGAAGUGGUUGAUCACAUAUUGCAAACUUCAGGAAGUAAGGGCAUUGAAGGAGAAGGAAAAGUUGUAAUGCAGUCAGUGGAGGUGGUAUCCGAGACGACUGUAAGAGGUGAUCAGGUGCCAAUUGAGACUGAAACUCUUAUAUCAGUGCAGACUAAGCAAGCAAAGGAAUUGUCUGAUGGUACUUCAGACAAUAUUUCAGUCUCUAUAGAUGUGAUCAAACCUGAAAGUUGCUUUUCCUUGGAGGAACAUGAAAGAAUAUUUCAUGCUACGGAAGUGGUAGAGAGAAUCAAACUCGAAACAACCCAACAAAUAGCUGAAGAGCAGACACUGCUAAAUGAAAACCUGGCUGCAAUUGAGGUGGAAACAAUGGUUCUAAUAGAGGGCAAAGAGACGGGCCAAAAUCAGACGCCGGGGACAAAUGAAAAGAAAACCCAGGAAGUGGAGGCGAAGCCAGCUGCUUCCGAAUUUGUAAAAGAUGCAGCGGAGAAAACACCUUCUUGAGAUUUCCAGACAAUGGGAGAACUGAAUGAGAAGCCAGGGAGACUCGGAGAAUCUUGCUCUACUGUGACAAGACCAAGUACCACUGUCAUGAUGGUCCUGUUAAUUGACAAUCCUGAAUCAAUCCAAGAGCUUUACAUACACUAAUAAUUAUGUAACCUAAUGUUUUUUGCUUUUAACCUGAUCUGAUGAUAAAUGCGACAUGUGAUGUUGAAGCACUGCUGCUUCUCCACGGCCUGCAGGUUCCAUGUGGGGAAGGGAGUUGUAAUCUGAGCAUUCUGGGAAUGGUUGCAGUAUUUAUUCACUAGAUGAAAGACUCCUUUAUAAAUAUUGCUUAAUGUGAAACUUAAUUCUGAAAAUACUGGUAUUCUCAUUGGUUUGAUUAGAACACUGUGGAAUGGUUUUUAAGUCCCCUUUAAAUUGUUUAGGGCUUGGUUCUUGAUGCUUGCCCAAAUAUUCAAGUAGAACAAACCUCUUGACCUUGGAUAAGAGUGAAAUAGUCCUAAAGUGACACACAUUGGCCAGAACUCAAAAGAGCCUGACCUGCAUUGUGAGGGAGGGGCAACAAGAUUUGUAAAUCCCAUGGAGAGGUAGUGUAUUGUUCAGGUUUGACGAGCCAUGCAAUGUUUCUAAACCAAGGUUAUAGUUUUACCAAAUCUGUCACCAAUACUCACAAAGAUGACAUACAGUUGCCUCUGGCUAGUUAUUUGCAACUGUUGGAUUGGAAGAAUUGAAGUGGCGUUGUCUAAGGGAGUUGUAUGUUGGCAAAGGCCAGGUGAAGAUCCAUUACACUGGGUUACUGGUUGAGGUUUGUUUGGUUUCCUAUAACAACUUCCUAUGAUGUGCCUUGGUAUUGCAUACUAUUAAUGCUCAACACUUCAUUGUAUCAUUAUGGUUUUGAUGUUUCCUGUAUUUGUGAAGACCCCCCCCCAAUAAAUAUGCUUCCUAUUAUUAAAGCAACUGGGAGCCGAUUGUCCAGGUUGGAGAGUCCUUCCAGCUCACUUUCCUCUCCCAUGAUAAACCCACCGCCCGAGUGUUAACACAUCACUGUCCAGUUCCUGUCUCGUGUUAGUGACAUUUUUCAGUAUGCCAUUAGAUUAACAUGGCAAUGACUGUACACAGAUUCACCACAUUUUAUUAACCAGGGCAGGAGCCACAAAGAGCUGUUCUCAUUAAUACUGCUGUGCUUUUAUAACUGAAUGUGAAAUUGAUAUUUGUACAAAUUGUAUUACCCAUGUAUCUAAGCCAUAUUGGAAUACUUCUACAAAUAAAGUAAUAUUAGCAUUAA
Molecule: messenger RNA, 9014 nt
Organism: Amblyraja radiata (thorny skate)
Lineage: Eukaryota; Metazoa; Chordata; Chondrichthyes; Rajiformes; Rajidae
Gene: akap12b
Product: A kinase (PRKA) anchor protein 12b
Exons: 4
Coding region: 932-7729 (2265 amino acids)
Biological process (GO): signal transduction; regulation of protein kinase C signaling
Cellular component (GO): cytoplasm
Molecular function (GO): calmodulin binding; protein kinase A binding
Source: RefSeq, a predicted model, not a curated record